AUGAGGAAGCUGACGUGCACCAACAAUAAGAGGCUUUCCAGCAGAAUCUCUAAUGACGAAACCAGCCUAACUACCACUGAUUUGAGCACCCCGGAAAACCCAGAAGCCGAAUUCUCCAAUACACAGACGCUGACCCAGAGCUUAAGGCCCUAUCUACUUGCGCUUUGGCUUCGGUCAUGUCGUAGUCUAAAGGAAGUGAGAAGAGUUCAUGCGCUUAUAUUGAGGUGUAUAUGUAAUCCUGUUACGUAUGUUUAUAAUAAUUUGAUGUGUGCGUAUCUGGGUUUUGGGGAGUUAGUGAAUGCACGCAAAGUGUUUGAUGAAAUGGCCGUGAGAAAUGUGGUUUCUUGGACUGCUAUUGUUAAUGGGUACUUGAACUUUGGGUUGGAUGAUGAAGCUUUGGGGUUGUUUAGUGAGGCUGUUGACGAGGGGAUUCAACCGAAUGGGAAUAUGUUUGUGUGCGUCUUGAAUUUGUGUUGUAAAAGGUUGGAUUAUGAGCUGGGGAGGCAAGUCCAUGCCGGGGUUGUGAAAGGUGGGUGGAGUAACAUGAUUGUUGACAGCACUAUUGUUAAGUUGUAUGCGCAAUGUGGAGAGUUUUCAAGUGCUUUCCGCGCGUUUGAUCAGAUGCCCAAAUUGGAUGUCAUUUGUUGGACAACUAUGAUAACUGCUUGUUCUCAACAAGGGCGUGGGAUGGAGGCUUUCUCGCUGUUCGCACAGAUGUUGAGUGACGGGUUUUCUCCGAAUGAGUUUACUGUGUGCGGUGUGCUCAAGGCUUGUGGUGAAGAGAAGGAGUUAAGGUUUGGGAGACAGUUACAUGGUGCCAUAGUCAAGAAGAUUUACAAGAGUGAUAUUUUUGUAGCCACUGCUCUUGUGGAUAUGUAUGCAAAGUGCGGGGAGAUUGAAGACUCGAGAUACGUGUUUGAUGGAAUGAGGAACAGAAACACAGUUACAUGGACAUCUAUUAUAGCAGGGUAUGCGAGGAAGGGUCUCAGCGAGGAAGCCAUAUGCCUCUUUCGGCUGAUGAAGAGGCGCAAUAUACAUGUCAACAACUUGACUAUUGUAAGCAUCCUCAGAGCUUGUGGAUUGAUUAGGUGUUCACCGAUAGGUAGGGAAGUUCACGCACAUAUAAUCAAGAACUCAGUUGAAACAAACUUAUAUCUAGGAAGUACUCUAGUCUGGUUCUACUGCAAGUGCGGUGAGUACUCUACUGCCACAAAGGUCCUCCAGCAAAUGCCUCUUAGGGAUGUUGUCUCGUGGACUGCCAUCAUUUCGGGUUGUGCACAUCUUGGACAUGAGUCUGAAGCUAUUGAGUUAUUGAAAGAAAUGAUGGAGGACGGGGUGGAACCCAAUGCAUUUACUUAUUCAUCUGCUCUGAAAGCAUGCGCUAACUUGGAAACUGUUCUGCAUGGUCAAUUGGUUCACUCCUCUGCAAAUAAAAGUCCGGCCAUGUCCAAUGUGUAUGUGGGGAGCGCUUUGAUUUACAUGUACGCAAAAUGUGGCUAUGUAACGGAGGCCUCUCAAGUUUUUGACAGCAUGCCGGAACGGAAUCUGGUCUCGUGGAAGGCUAUGAUAGUGGGUUAUGCAAGGAAUGGUCACUGUCAAGAGGCCUUGAAGCUCAUGUAUCGAAUGCAAGCAGAGGGUUUUGAGCUGGAUGAUUACAUUGUUGCUACGGUGCUCACUGCAUGUGGAGAUCUUGAGUGGGAUAUGGAUCCUUCAUUUGAGUGUAGCCUGCGGUCCAGGUUAUCUUUUUCCUGAUUACAAAAUUCAGAUUAAACUGCCUUGAUUACAUAUUUAUCCACUAUAAGCAGCAUACCUAUCAACUGAACGAGGAAAGAAAUGUUACAAUGAAGUAAUGGGAGAAACCCAGUCGUCAAGAUUGGAUUGCCACGAACUCCUCUCUGAUAGCGCCUGCUCUUUCGUUAUAUUUAGGAUGAGUUGGAGCCUUCAGCUUUACUGAGUUACUGAGUUGGGAAACACACAACACUGGAUGAGAACAAUUAGCAUGGUAGACUCUAUAGGCUGUGCUACUAGUGAAUACUGUUAGUGUAGCUAAUGUGAAACAGUGUACUUUAUAAGAGGCAGGAAGAUGUACCGUAGAACUUUCCACUCUGUGCAUAUUCAGGCAAUAUAACUUCA
Molecule: messenger RNA, 2133 nt
Organism: Fragaria vesca subsp. vesca
Lineage: Eukaryota; Viridiplantae; Streptophyta; Magnoliopsida; Rosales; Rosaceae
Product: pentatricopeptide repeat-containing protein At4g18520-like
Exons: 2
Coding region: 1-1752 (583 amino acids)
Biological process (GO): RNA modification
Molecular function (GO): RNA binding; protein binding
Source: RefSeq, a predicted model, not a curated record